AUGUCAGGUAUACCGGUAUACACCUCCUCACCAAUAAGUGCGGCCAAAAAGCCGUCUGGAGUUACCCCACAAACAACUGCAUUGCCGUCUCAAGCCCAAAAUCCAUCAGAAGAUCCCUUCACCGUGCCUACGCAGUCACAUCUCAAUCCUACUUUGACAUCAGCAUCAAAAGCUUCAUCUUCAUCUUACUCACUGGCUAAGCCGGGCAUCGCUGCUUUCCCCGCACCCAUGGUCUCAGCUACUCAGAGGUAUGCCCCUCUACAGCCAACUCCAACAACUCAAGGUGAGAGUUCUGGCCCUCCACCGCCACAACCAGGUGCUUUUCCAACCCCCGUGAAGAAGAGCAUACCUCCCCCUCCAAAGGCAGGCGAGAGUUACCAAGCCCAGCAAACACCCGCUCCUCCGCAGCCUGCAUCCAUGCCCCAACCAUACCCCCAUCAGAUGUCUAUCCCUCCUCCAACCGCGCCUUUUGGAGGACAACAACCACGGAGCUCCACCUCGACAACGCAAAAUGCGUCAUCUUCUUAUCCUGUUCAAUUCUCCUCUUCCGGAGACGGCGCUUCCCGCCGCAGUUUAGAGCAUCCACCAGGAUACCAACAAAAUGUCUAUGCUUCGGACCUCACAAGCGAACAGAGACGUGCCAUGGAAGCCGCCAAUGCAUCACUAGAAAACUCCGAAGGGAUAGGAGAGCAGGGAGAAGGGGUGUGGAAUGCGCUGGGUAAAAUGGCCCAGCAGGCUGGUGCGAAGAUCGCGGAGACAGAGGCUAGUGUGUGGCGAUCCAUUAACAAGGAACAAGAAGGAUUCCUUCUGCCUUCUGGAAACAUUCGAUAA
Molecule: messenger RNA, 831 nt
Organism: Hymenoscyphus albidus
Lineage: Eukaryota; Fungi; Ascomycota; Leotiomycetes; Helotiales; Helotiaceae
Source: the annotation of a GenBank genome assembly